Molecule: messenger RNA, 1351 nt
Organism: Orbicella faveolata
Lineage: Eukaryota; Metazoa; Cnidaria; Anthozoa; Scleractinia; Merulinidae
Product: adenosine receptor A3-like
Biological process (GO): G protein-coupled receptor signaling pathway
Cellular component (GO): plasma membrane
Molecular function (GO): G protein-coupled receptor activity
Source: RefSeq, a predicted model, not a curated record
AAUUGUUGUGCUAUGAAAACAGGGCCAGCUGCUAAAAAAACGAAUUAGGCUGAACCGCUGGAAUAGAUUUCAUUGCUGAAGUAUUUCAGUAGAUUUGCCUGUUUUAGGCCAAGAGUUGAAUAAAAUACAAUUCACAGCUUAAAAACUACCUCAUUUCUUCUUUAUUACGACUUACAUAUUUUUUUUUCUCUUCAGAAGGCCAACAUGGAAGACUCGCAGAUGUUAUCCAAUCAGUCUGCUCUCUUCAACAGCACAGAGAUGAAAAGAAGAGUUUACCUGUUCACACCAGCAGGUUUCACCACUAAACUCGUUCUUUUCUCACUUUUGGCAACUAUUGGUAUUGUAGGACUUCUUGGCAAUAUGCUAAUUUACUACUUUAUCUCGACAAAGAAAAAGACCAAGUCAUUUAUGCAAACCGCUCCAUUUGUACGAAACUUUAACUUUUACAUUAAGAACUUAGCUCUUUCAGACAUACUGAGUAAUAUAAUUUCAGUUCCUUUGAUUUGUAUUCAGAUUAUGUUUGAUGUGUUCCAACAUAGCUGGACAUGUAUAAUUGUACGAUCUCUCACCAUACUUUUCCCUUCUAUAACAAUGAAUAAUUUAAUGGUAAUAAGCUUGGAGAGGUAUUUGGCAACCCGUGCCGUUCCCCGCUCGUUCAGUGUCUCUACUGUUCGCAAACUAAUCUUUACUGCAUGGCUUAUAGGCUCAAUUUUCAUUUUAGGGCCAACAGCAACGUUCAAUGGGGUAAGAUAUGACCUGAACGACACACAUUAUACUGUAGUUUGCAAAUAUGACAACAGUUAUUUUACCUCUAAAAUAAUAGUUCUAUGUUAUUCAAUACUACAGCACGUUAUACCUGGUGUUAUUUUAAGUUACCUUAAUAUUGCCGUUGCGAAGACAUUAUGGACACGACAAAAAAGAAGAAUAACUGUUCAGCACACCAACGCCAUCAGGGCCAACUUGAUAGCUGCUAAACUCCGUGGAACAUAUAUUCUUAUCGUUUUAACGUUUGCUUUCAUCAUCCCAUAUUCAGUAUUACCAUAUUAUGCAGCCUAUAUAGCUUUGGCUAAGCCUUCCAUUGAUUUUCAAACUGAUUUCAUGACAAGGUAUCUUAGCGCUGCCCUACUUUAUUCAAACAGCACUAUUAACUUCAUUAUUUACUUGGUACAGAUGAAGGAUUUCCGCGCUUUCUUAAAGAAGCUGUUCUGUGGCAACGGUAAUACUAUGAAUGCUAACCCACCCGGGGACGGGAUUCAACUCCCGAACAAUCGUUGACUUCGCUUUAAAGGAGCUCAGUCACGUACAAAAUUACCUUUAAAUUGAAGGAAACUUGAAAAUAGUAGUUUACUAA